Erythranthe guttata (spotted monkey flower) is the source of this 2030-nucleotide messenger RNA. RefSeq names its product NOL1/NOP2/sun family protein. Gene Ontology annotation, molecular function: RNA binding; RNA methyltransferase activity. Lineage: Eukaryota; Viridiplantae; Streptophyta; Magnoliopsida; Lamiales; Phrymaceae. The record is from RefSeq and is a predicted model, not a curated record. Gene Ontology annotation, biological process: RNA methylation.
CAUUUUCUAAUAGUUUGGGGUUUGACAAAAGUUGAAUGAAGAAAGAGAGGGAUUUGCUCAAAACCCUCAGCAGAACCUUCUUCACUCUCCACCACCAUAAACCCUCCAUCACCAAGAUGGAUCCAUCGGAAAGAUACUGUUACAAGCCGACAUUGCGUUGGAACUGUGAAGUGGAGGAAUUUUUCGUUAAAGCCUACGGAGCUGACCGUUUCGCUCAAAUUUCCGAGGCCCUAACGCGGCCUUCGUGUUACUCUUGUAUACGGGUUAAUACGCUCAAGACAACAAGUGAUACUGUUAUCAAGAAGCUAUCGGUUUUACUACAGGAGAGCGGGUGGCAAAGUAAUCCUGCUGGUGGAGCCAGUUCUCCUCAAGAAUCGAAUGGCCUUGAGAAAAAUAGUUUUAUUUCAAAGUGUAAGAUACCCAAUUUGGACUAUGUAGUUUUCGUCCAAGGAUCAGGACCACACACAAUUGACUACGGGUACACUGAAGAAAACCCUCCUAAAGAGGUGAUUGUGAGUCGAAAAUGUGCUGAAGCAGUUCUUCGUGGUGCUCGUGUGUAUGUUCCUGGUGUUUUGGCAUGUAGUGCUCAUGUGGAGAAAGGGGAACCGGUUGCAGUUUCAGUUGCUUUGGAGCGACCUGGCACUGAUGGUGGCUAUGGAGUUGGUUUUACACGUGGAACUGUACUACAGGGAUCAGAAACAGAUCCUUAUUAUUUUGAAAGAAACGGCCUCUACAUUGGUCAAGGAACCACUACGAUGUCGAGAGCUGGGAUGUUUCGGGAACCCAAUGGAGUUGCUUUAGAGAUGACCAACAGAGUAUUUAAUUUACCGUCAUUUCGUGAUUUACUCGAGGGGGACAUAUUUCUUCAGAACCUCCCCAGCAUCAUCACUGCACAUGCUCUAGAUCCUCAAGAAGGAGAGAAGAUAUUAGAUAUGUGCGCAGCUCCUGGAGGAAAAACCACUGCAAUUGCGAUCCUCAUGAAGGACAAAGGAGAGGUUAUUGCAGCUGACCGAUCUCACAAUAAGGUGCUUGACAUCCAGAAUUUGGUGGCUGAGAUGGGCUUAAAAUGUAUAACUUGUUACAAACUCGAUGCACUCAAAUCUGUUAGGCAAAUAGAUGAAUCCGAUCGUCAGGAUGCUCGGGAGUGUGUGGAGAGUGAGAGCAUUCAAAGAUUAGAAUCAUCAACACCAGUGGCUACCAGUGAGCAACUAACGAAUGCAAAUGGCACCAGUAUAGCUGAGCUCCGGAAAAACUCUGGUAAAAUGAAAAAUGGAGUAGGACGACAUGAUUCUGUAGGUGGAAGAGUUGAAAGGUCUAAAGGAUUCUUACCUAACAGCUUUGAUCGGGUUCUCCUCGAUGCUCCUUGUUCUGCUCUUGGUCUGAGACCUCGAUUGUUUGCUGGAGAGGACACUAUGAAAUCAUUACGAGCCAACGCCAAAUAUCAAAGGGGGAUGUUUGACCAGGCUGUUCAGCUUGUUCGCCCUGGUGGCGUUUUGGUGUACUCAACAUGUACUAUAAACCCCGGUGAGAAUGAAGCGUUGGUUAGAUACGCAUUAGACACGUACAAGUUUCUCUCCUUGGCAUCACAGCAUCCAAAAGUCGGGGGACCUGGCCUUAUUGGAAGUUGUCAAUUUUCCGAUGGAUACCAGGAGGAAUGGUUAAGACCGGGUGAAGAAGACCUCGUUCAGAGAUUUGAUCCUUCGUCGCAACUUGAUACUAUGGGCUUUUUUAUUGCCAAGUUCAAUGUUGGUCCUAAAGAUGUCUGACUCGCAAAAGUUACAUGCCUCGGGAUUAUAUUCCCAAUCCUAACGAGCUAAGCAUUCUUUUUUCUCUAUUAAAACUAGAAAUAACUCGUACAUUGACCUAUUGUUGCAAUUGUUGUAUUUAUAGUUCAUUAUUGUAUCGAGACUUUUUUGAUGCAGUUGUUGUAUUUAUAGUUCAUUAUUAUAUCGAGAUUUGAAUAAUCGAAGUGUAUCCAAUCGAAGUGGAUCGGUUGAAUGACGACUUUCAUCUAAAAGUUUAAGCUGUUC